AAUGGAUAGUAUAACAAUCAUCAAAUUAUUGGCAAUUUCCUCAAUUAUCAAUUUGAAAGUAAAAAUCUCUAUUGGAUUUAAAGAAAAUUGCUUCACUUUGGAACUUUUUGAAAAAGUUCUAAUUAAUCAUAAAAUUGAAGAGCUGGAAAGUACCUAUGAAGAAUGUAGAUCAAAAUGUUUUGAAAUGGAAAACUGCAAAUCUAUAAACUAUGACUUUCCAGAUGGGAAAUGUUCAAUAAACUCUGGCGAUAGUUUAUCAUAUCCUAAUGAUUUAAUAGUUCAAUCUAAUUCAAAAUAUGUUGGACCAUCCCAUAAAUAUUGCAAAGAAUUUACAAAUCCAGUUUAUUGUUCAUAUUCAAGUGAGAAAAUUGCAGGUUCUAGUAAUACCUAUGAAACUAGAUGCAAUGAACGUGGAGGUUGUUGGAAAAAUAGUAAAUGUUUUUACGGCGAUACGUAUAUUCCUGGAUUUAUUAAAUACAAUAAAAUCCCAUCAACCGUUGACCAAUUAGCUUUGUACACUUUUAUUAGUUUGAAUGAUUGCGGAACGGCAUGCCUUUCGAAUAGUGAAUGUAAAUAUUUUGUGUAUAAUUUUGAUCAAGAAAAAUGCGAAAUGUCAAAAAGUUACCAAGCUCCCAGUGGAUUGGUUACAACUACUCAAAUGACAUAUUAUAAGCUAGCUACUAGUUCCGCAACAUGUUUCAACAGGGCUUGUGAUGAACUGGAAGAACAUUUGGCUGUAGAUGCCACUGCUUGUAAAGACAUAUGUAACGCUGAAAGUUGUAAAACUUUUACUUAUCUAGUCAACGACGCCGUUAAUCACUGUACUACUCAUACCACUGAAUUAUGCGAAGCUACUCCUAUUAAUACUCAAGAUAUUGUUGGAUAUUCUUGUAUUCUUCAACCAAUUUUUAAUGAUUUUACCACGAUAAACGAUCAAAAGACUAUCGAUAUUACCGACUCAGAUAUUGAUACAUGCGUUACUAUAACAACCGAAAAGCAAUUUUCUCUUAGAAUUCCGUGGCCAACUGUUGGAACAAACUCGACAGAUUUCGAAAUUCGUAUUAAAGGAACCAACUUGAAACAGUGCAUUAAUCCAAUAAAUAGCCUUUUGAAUUCUGGUGUUUUUGCCUACGUUCCCCACGAUUUACAAGUUAACCCCGAAUUUUUUGGCAUUUUUAAUACGUGUCACGUGACUACUGGAGAUGAUACGUAUUGUAAUUAUAUUUGCAGUUGUAAUUCUCAACAUUGCCAAGCUGUUUAUAUUAAGGGAUUUGGAUUAACUGAUGAAAAUAUGCAAAUAUGCGAAUACGAAAUACACAGAUUGUAG
Messenger RNA from Dimorphilus gyrociliatus, 1327 nucleotides. The record is from the annotation of a GenBank genome assembly. Lineage: Eukaryota; Metazoa; Annelida; Polychaeta; Dinophilidae.